CAGCAACCAAGACGAAUGACCCAGGGGACCCGUUACCAUGGUUCUGCUUCCAAAGCCCCUCCACCCUAUCUUCUUCCUCCUCCUGCUUCCCUCAGAGCCUCAGACCCUGAGGUGACAGAGUUGCACAACCCCACACACAAAACACGCAAGAAGGAGGAAGGGCCACAUCCAACAGGGAACGUGCGUGUGUGGGAGAGGAAGGCAGAGAUCCCGACAGCCUGCAAAACCAGCAGGGAUAAUUAUUCCUCCUCCUCCUCCCCCGGGACAGAGGAAACACGAAGAAUACACUCGCUAAGCGAACAGAACAGCACCAUUCCCGCCCCUCUCCCUGCCCCACGGCCUCCAUGUUCCCGCCGCCCUGCCGGCACUGCGCAUGCUCCGCACCGCCGCCGCCGCCGGCCGGAUGGAGGAGGAGGAGGAGGAUGGAGGCCGGGGAGCCGCAGGGAGCCCGGCGGCGGUGUCAGCAUCAUCGUCUCGCCGCUUCGUCCGGUGCCUUUACGUGGUGGGCUUCCUGGAUUUAUUUGGUGUGAGCAUGGUUGUUCCUUUAAUGAAUCUUCAUAUCAAAUCUCUAGGAGCAAGUCAUACAGUUGCUGGAAUAAUAGGAUCUCUGUAUGGUAUAAUGCAACUAUUUUCCAGCACAUUUGUGGUAUUUUCAAACACACUCUCUCCAUCUCUAAAGCCCUCCUUUCUGACUUGGUUUCUGAGCGAGACCGCCCUUUGGUAAUGGGACGCUUCAAUGCAGCCUCCAGUGUGGGCUUCAUUCUGGGGCCCGUGGUUGGUGGCUACCUAGCAGAGUUGGAAGAUGGCUUUUAUCAAACGUCUUUCAUCUGUGCCUCUAUCUUCCUUCUGAAUGCUGGUCUUGUCUGGUUGUUACCCUGGAGUGAAGAAAACACUGGCAGUAGGGUACAUCAACAAGACAGCAAAGGAACAGACAGUUUCUCAGCAAAAGCAAAUUGUGACCUGCACUUGAAAUCAGCAACUAACGGAGCUUUGCCAAGUGAAAGUCUUUUCCAGUCUCCAUGGCUCCAAGUUGUGACAGUGCUGAAGAGGAUUAAAGGAAUUGCAUGCUCUGAUCUGUGGGAUAUACUUCUAGUGCGGCUGCUGCUGUCUGUUGCUAUACUGCUGUACUAUAGUAAUUUUAGUCUGGCCAUGGAGGAGAGAUUUGGGGUGAAACCCUUGUUUUCUGGAUACCUAAUAAGCUAUAGCAGUGCACUUGGAGUACUGGCUGGUUGUCUGCUCGGACCAAUAACAAGACUCUAUCAACACAACACUUACAGACUUCUGCUGCACUCCAGCACUCUUACCUGCACAUUGGUUCUCCUGUAUGCAUCAGCAGUGAGCAUAUGGAUGAUCAUUUUCUCUUCCACAUUCUUAGCCUUUUCAACUACUAUAGGUCGUACGUGUAUCAUUGAUCUUGAAUUGACCAUUGGUGGGAAUGAGGCCAGUGGUACCCUCUUAGGUGUUGGACAGUCUGUGACAUCAGUGGGACGUAUAAUUGCUCCUCUCCUUUCUGGAAUUGCUCAGGAAUUCAGUCCUUGUGGCCCUCCAAGUCUAGGGGUUGGACUGGCUUUAGUUGCUAUUCUGAUCAUGAACAUGAACAAGCAAAAAUACUGUAGCCACGGAAGUGUUAAAUUGAAAAAAAAGUAGCUGGAAAUUUGGGUGGCAUAGAGGUAUCUUACAGGAGAGGCAAAGUGAAUCAGCCUGGGGUGCUGCUUACACUUGGCAAGCUUGUGUAGUAGUAACAGCAUCUUUUAAGAGGGCAUCCUAUGUUCACGUGGAGGCAAUUACCUAUGUUGGGUGCUGUAGUAGCUGGGGUUUUUAAAUGGAUUUCUAACCUUUUAAGAAGGGAAAAAAAGAAUGAAAGGUAAUACACAACUACUUGCAGUUCACAUUUGAAAUGGUAAUUGAUUGAUAAAAGGCAGAAAUUGAUUCUUAUUAUUUAAUAAUCAGAGGUGAAUUUUUAUUAUUUAAUGAGGACAAUUUGCAAUAUAGCUCAUUAGUCUUAAUUUCUUAUGCUUUGGUCCACUGCCAUUUGUCUGUUGUGACAGUAGCUUAAUUAACAGUGUUUGCUUAUGUGAUUUUGUUAAGCAUACCUGGUCUACAAAACUUGUUGCACAUCAUGAUGAGGAACCAUGCUAUUAGGUAACUGUCCAGCCUCUGCUGAUUCCUGGUCUUUCCCAGGUAACAGAAUGAAGUGUGUGUUAACUUCAUGUAUUAAAAGGCCUAAAAUGGAAAAUUUUAGAAUAACACAAGAUCAUUCAGACUGAAACUGAGACUGAACGUAUUGAAACCUGACCUGGUGAUUUUUGUUUAGUAAAACUUUCCCUGAGCAACUGUAUUAUAUUAUAAAUUAUUUGUUAAUAUCUCCUGUGCAUUUUUCUGCCUUCAUUUUAAGAAUAAAUUUGUUUCUUAAUUCUUUUGAAUGACUGUAAACGUAUGCUGAAGCAACUAGCAGUAGUUCAUGGAUCUGUAUUAAGGCAAUGUCUUUCACCUCUAGGAGACAUAAGUGAUGUUUCAGUGACAGAAGAAAAACUAUGUUGACAUUUUAAUCUUCAUUUGGCUGCAGUGCUUAACUGAUGAGAGGUUACUCCCAGAGCUACACAGAGAGUUGUAGCAUUCUCCUGUGCUAUUUACUGUUCAAACUCCUAUUUGCCAGUCACCACUGUUUGCUUUUCAUUUGGAACAUAAAAACCACGAAUUUUGCACUGAUGACAUUCCAAAUGAUUUUCCUAAUUUUACUUGAUGAAUGUACCAAGUCAACAAUGUAUGAUUGUUGGGUUGUUUUCUUCUUAUUAUUAAUUUAGUUAUCUCCUUGAACAGAUUUGUGCACAUUGUAUUGCUGCUUCAGGAGAAUCCUAGAUGGUGGGUGGUGGUUUGCAUCUUUUUUUUCUUCUUGACCUUUUCCAGUGCCUGCUAUAAUUUAGAACCUUGUUGAAACCUCAGUGAUUCCAGAGGCAGCACCAUGAUAACACAGAGAACUCUUGAGUUGGUUCAGUUUUAUAUAUUGACAUAAGGAGUACGAGUCUUACUGCUGCUAUGAUUUGAGUACAUAUCCUCAAGAGUUCAUUACUGUAAUAAUCUGUGUUUCAUUUUUCCCCAGGAACUUGAGGAAUUUUUAAGUGUCUUAUCUCCUGUUGUCUUGUUUGGAAGAUGCCCAGAAAACAUUCUCACCCUAAAUUUCCUAUUUUAUUUCUUUACAUCUUUUAAUAUCUAUAUAUAUAUAUAUAUAUUAACCUAAAACCAUACUUGUAUAAGUCAAAGACUUCUGUUUUGCAACAAUAGUAAGGAGCAAAGGAAAAGGGUAGGAAAAAACCUCAAACAUUAAUAUAUACGGAAAAUUUAGUAGUUCCUACUUUAUUUGUUGGGUUAUAUGAGGUGACAGCUAACAUUUACCCUUUGAAGUCACUUCAGUCAUUAAAACUCAAUUCUGUAAGCAUAUAAAAUUCAGUUUAUACUAACAGCUGUUUGAAUAAUGCUUUUCUGCUUAUAAAAACUUAAAAAUUUUGCUGAUUUUGCUUAUACAGAAAUGAAAAAAAUGUGCUUUCCACAACCAGAAAAUAUUUUUGUUUUAACUUGAAAAAUAUUUCUUCAUAUAUGCUAGAUAAAAAUGAAAUUAAAUAGUUGAAUUGAGAAAUCUGUGGAAGGGACAUGUUGCAACUGUUUUUACGUAAGACAGGUUUGGGUUUUUUUAUUUUUUAGCCAAAGUGACGUCUGUUGUGCAACAGAAACAUUUCUUCUUUGUAAAGGCUCAGCCAGAGAAAAAUUGCCCUAAUUUUUAAAUUUUUUUUGUAAGGACUAUAGAAAUAAAAUGAGGUGAUAUUUCA
This is a messenger RNA of Calypte anna (Anna's hummingbird), 3824 nucleotides long. RefSeq names its product major facilitator superfamily domain containing 9 (gene SLC67A2). The transcript has 5 exons. Gene Ontology annotation, molecular function: transmembrane transporter activity. The record is from RefSeq and is a predicted model, not a curated record. Gene Ontology annotation, biological process: transmembrane transport. Lineage: Eukaryota; Metazoa; Chordata; Aves; Apodiformes; Trochilidae. Bases 16 to 1647 code for a protein of 543 amino acids. Gene Ontology annotation, cellular component: membrane.